UUAUCUCUUUCAUGCACGUAUAUCAGAGCUUCAUUGCGGUUUGAAGAAGAAAAAAGAUUUGCGAAAAGAGAAGUUUUUCAGUCCGAGAUUAAAGUCCCUGCUGUAAAGACACACGUUCGUUAGUUGUCAUGCUUUCUUCGGUUGUGCAAAGAAAAAUUAAAUAACAAUACAUUUUUUCUUUUGUUAUUUUACCUUUUUAGUUUUUGUAAUUUUUUAUAAUUUUAUCAAAAGUGAAAAAAAAAAUUUAAAAAAGCUUCUUCAUUCUCGAAAUAAGAAAAUGGUUACAUCUUACUAAGUACCAUCAUUUUCAUUCCUCCAUGUUGUUGGAUAUCUCAUAAAUGUAUAUUAUAUAGUGAAUUAAUCUGUGAUAAAGUGAUGACAAUAAUGAUCUUCAUUACCUGUAUUAAAUUAAAAUAAGUAAAACUUAAGAAAAAUUUGAUUAAAAAAUCAAGAAUUAAAUAAAUUCGGAGGCCAUUUUGUGAAAAUCAUCAAAUUUUCUUUUUGGGGAGCGAAGAAAAAAUAAGAAAAAGAAAAAGAAGAAAAGUUUUAGUGAAAAAGCUCUUUUUGAACAGCACCAAUCAGCAUAACAUAAAACAAAAUCUUGCUUUUAUUGUGGAUUACAUAAAUUUAAAGAAGCAAACUAAACUGAGAAGGCAUAAGACAUCUAGACAUGUUCAGGGAUUUUUAUAUCGUAGUACUGCUGUUGCUAUCAACUAUCGAGAAUAAUGGCAUUAAUGCACGAGCACCACCAGAGCCAUACUACGGACGUUUAAUUGGUAGUUUUACAGAAUUUGCCCAUGGAAUUAAGGGCAUAGUGUAUGCAGUUGAUGAGUCAACCUUGUUUAUAAAAGGAUUUGCCUACGAUGGGACUGGACCAGACGCUUUUUUUUGGGUGGGCAAUUCAGCGAGACCAAGUCCUGAAGGCUACAUCAUACCUUAUCCUGAAGAAUAUAGUGGAAGAGAACCACCAAUUUUACAAGCGCACAAUAAUACUGACAUCAUUUUGAGAUUGCCUAUGGGUAAAAGAAUUCGUGAUAUUCGAUGGCUUUCUGUAUGGUGUCGUCGAUUUACGGUUGAUUUUGGUGAAGUUUUCAUCCCACCAUUGCUAGAUGUACCAAGACCAAGAGUAUUACCAGAGUUUAAAAGAUUAGCACAUGGUCUUAGAUCAAGUAAUAUAAGCGUAUUAGAUGCAAAGACGUUUUAUAUUCCCAACCUUCACUACGAUGGAGCUGGGCCUGACGCUUAUUUCUGGGUAGGAAAUGGCUCUCAACCAAACAUUAUGGGAGUCAAAGUUCCAAAUGAACUAGGAAGCUAUGAAGUUUUGCGCGGCUAUCAAGGUGAAGAUAUAGAGAUACAACUGCCAGGAAAUUUAACAGUUUAUGAUAUUGACUGGUUGGCUGUAUGGUGCGUAGAGUAUCGACAUAAUUUUGGUCAUGUUGUGAUUCCAAAGGAUUUAGAUGUGCCUCCUGCUUUAGGACAAACGAAAAUAACUCCUGAAUGGUGGUAUAAUCCUACGACAACAACUACUCAGAGGCCAAAGGCGAAGAACUGUAAAGAAAUAAUCGAUGGAAAGCUUCAAGUGCAGUGGGAGAUACAAGGAGAUUCUGUAGUAAUUGAACUGUAUGGUAGAAUAACAGAAGAUCAAUAUAUGGCCUUUGGCCUAUCUGGAGCUAAUGGUCGAUCACAAAUGGUAAAUGGUGAUGUGGUUGUAGCAUUUUACGACAGGAGCCAAUUAAGAUUUCGAGUUGAGGAUUAUUAUAUAUCCCAUUUAUCACAAUGUGACGGCAAACAAGGCGUUUGUCCUGACGAAAGAAUUGGUGGAAGAAACGAUGCAGUUUAUAUACAUGGGGAUAGAAAAAAUGGAGUAACGUAUAUAAAAUACCGACGUUUUCUUCAGACAAAUGAACCCGUCAAUGACCAAGCAAUCCCAAUAGAUCGUGAAGUUAAUGUAAUUGCAGCAAUUGGGCCACUUAAUUCUCGAAAAGAAGCGAAUUCUCACUCUCACACUGGUGAUGAGCACACAGUUGAUGACAUUAAAAUAGAUUUUUCAUCAAAAAAUGAGCAUUCAUGUAUGUCGUCAUUAUAUGAUAGAAAAGAUGAAAAUAUUGUAAAGCCUUGGCCAUCAAGAACAAUAAUUAGUGAAAAUACGAUAACUGCAAAAAUUGGACCUACUGGAGGCAAGAAGGGUUAUACAGCGAUUACUGGUUAUCCUUCUUGGGGAAUCGCAUGGUAUUUAAAUGACUUGUUAAUCCCAGAAGUUUAUGUAGAGAGAGGCCAAACAUACACCUUCCUUAUAGAAGGUGGAAACGAUGAAACACAACCAGCAAGAUAUCAUCCUUUCUAUAUAAGCGAUUCAGAUGAAGGUGGUUAUGGUCAAAAAUCACAACUUAAACAAUCACGUCAGACAGUUUACGCUGGUGUUAAAUUUGAAGAUGAUGGCUAUCCAAAGCCUACAGCUGCAGGACGAUAUUGUGAAUGGCAACACAUCACAAUCGACAAAUCAAAUGACAUUGAAACAUUCGAAGAAUAUAAAAAGACCUUGAAAUUAGAAUGUGAGCCGGGAGAACCAGCUGUUCUUAAUUGGACGGUCUCUUUUGACACACCAAAUUUGGUUUAUUACCAGUGCUACACUCAUAAUAACCUUGGAUGGAAAAUACACGUAGUCGAUCCAGGCACAACAUUACACAGAAAUGGAGUUAAUAUUAUAUAUUUAAAUAUAUCAUUAUUACUGAUACUAAAUCUAAUUGCCAUUCAUUAUGCUAACGCCAUAAGAUGUAACUUAUAGUUGAUAAAUAAAUUUUUCAUAUUAACCUUCAAAUAGCAUAACUUUUCCAAAUACAUUACAGAAGGUAAAAACUAGAUAAUUUUAAAUUUUUAAAAGCUUUCAUUUUUCUUGAAAGCACAAAAUAUUCAGUCGGAGAAAAAGAGAAAAACUUUAGAAUGAGACCAUUAACUUUUCUCAAAAAUAAUAUCAAAAUUUCAAAAAAGAACAUUUUGAAGUUUUUAACCUUGCGAUAUCUACGAAAAACAUAUCUGUGCGAAUGUUGUGUCUGCUAGAUUCGUGUGGGUGAGUACUUUAGUUUUUAAGGCUAUUUCGAUCAAAAGCAACGAUGCCAUUUGGAUAAAGUUACAACUUUUUCCCCUCAUAUUAUUAAAUGUACGAAAAAUUAUUGUGGAAACGAGCAAAAAGUUAUGAUACAAAAUUUCAAUUCUGAAAAGUAAGAUAACUAAUGUUUUACAGCAGCUUUUCAAAAAUUUCCCCUUCGUACAUGAAACAUGAGCAAGCAGCAAAGUUGUAAAAGAAAAAAAUGACGUGAAGACAAUAAGAAAACAAAAAUAAUUUUGGAAAUCACUGACAAUAAUCUUUUAAAAAUAAAUUAAAAUUAAUGAACAAAAAAAUAUGUCAAUUUUUUGAUAACAAUUAUGAAUUAUAAAAAAUUAAUGAAACCAAUUUUUUGCGUAUGAAACAAACCUAAACGUAAUUUUCAAUUGAAAAAAUUUAUUUUCUCAUUAGUGUUUCUUUU
Chironomus riparius is the source of this 3524-nucleotide messenger RNA. NCBI's taxonomy places the organism in Eukaryota, Metazoa, Arthropoda, Insecta, Diptera, Chironomidae. The record is from the annotation of a GenBank genome assembly.